Molecule: messenger RNA, 1708 nt
Organism: Centropristis striata (black sea bass)
Lineage: Eukaryota; Metazoa; Chordata; Actinopteri; Perciformes; Serranidae
Exons: 6
Coding region: 193-1626 (477 amino acids)
Biological process (GO): microtubule cytoskeleton organization
Cellular component (GO): cytoplasmic microtubule; cilium
Molecular function (GO): microtubule binding
Source: RefSeq, a predicted model, not a curated record
CACCUAAUUUGCAUACUGUAGAAGUAUGCAUUGUUAUCAGAAUGUUUGAGGAUUCUACAUUGACAUCACUCGGAACAUGUUCCCAUAUAAGCUAGAGAUUUCAGACCCAGUCAGUCAUACAAACAUUGAGAGUAACUACUCAGUUUGGUUUACAAUUUUGUGACAAUUUAGUUGUUGUUUUUUCAGAUAAUUAUGGAAAUUUGCGAUACUUUGAAAAUGUUCCUACAACGGUGCAGGGUGAAGAUGACCUGCAGUGAAGACAUUGAUCUACCAGAGAGCUACAGUGAACAAAGUAGCUACAGUAGACAGACCAGCAGCGAGACCACGAGACAGACCAGCAUACAGAACAGCAGUAAGGCCAGGAUCUCGGACAUUGAGACAGCGGAAAGGGCUUAUUUGGCUUCACUAAUUCAACACGCAGAGAAACUGUGUGCCUCACAGAAAGCCCGCAACGACACGGUUCUGGAGAGACUGGGACUCUCACUCCAGCAGGACACCUUCCCUCCACCUCAGCCCACAGCUUUCCUCAGCAGGGAACCCCAAUCCUCUGUGCGUGGAAGGAGGAUCAGGCCCAUUGUAGAUGUGGAGGACUCUAUCUUUGCCUGUGAGGAGGCUAAAUUGUCAGAGGACAUCUCCUUUGACACUCAAACUCCUGCUGAGCUGACACCAAAUUUCAGAGAUUUCACGCCAAAUCCUCCUCCUCCUCGGGCACCGACCAGGAGACCACCUCGUAUCCCAGUGAUGACUGUGAAACCUGGUGGAGUAGGCAAGAAAGUAGCUGGUGGAUACAAGCUCCAGUCAGUUAAAUCUCAGAUGGAUGACAUGUUCAAGACAUUGGAGAAGAUCCAGCACAUCCGCCAUGCUACACAUCAACCACCAGGACCUCCAUCGACAGCUACACCAUCCAACAGGAAAGGACUUCAUUGUGGGACCCCGGAGGUGGCACCUAAGGUUCCGACACCUCCGUCGAAACCAGCCCUGCCCACCAGAAAAGGACCUCACCGUGGAACAAAACUCUGCCCCCAAAGAGCGGUUGUGCAUCAGGUUGACCUCCAGCCUUUGGCUAACCCUGAGGAGACCCUGUCUUUCUGCUUUAAGCAGCUGGCCUCAGAGGACUGGGAGAAGAAGAUGGAUGGAUUGAAAUCUGUUCAAGCUCUUGCGCGACACCACUCAGGACUGCUGCAGACCAAACUGCAUGAAGUCUGCCUGGUCCUCGCUGAAGAGGUGAAUAACCUGCGCUCGUCUGUGUCCGGUGCUGCAAUGGAGACUGUCAGAGAGCUCCAUGUUCAGCUGGGGAGAGCCAUGGACUCCAUGGUGGAGAGGACAGGCCGGGUCCUGCUGCUGAAGCUGGCAGGGACAACAAGCGCCUUCAUUCACCAGCAGGCUAACCUCGCCCUGGAUGCCCUGGUGGAGGGCUGCAGCCCCGGAAGGAUCUCGGGUGUUCUCGUCAACACAGGGCUAAACCAUUGUUGUGCUGCAGUGAGAGCCAGCACUGCAUUGCACCUACAGCAGCUGGCAGACAUCAUAGGAAUGGACCACAUCUUGAAAGCAGGGAAGACUUUCACAGAGCGUUUCCUUUUUGCAGUCAGUAAGAUGGCGGUGGAUGCCGCACCAGAAGUCAGGUGAGUUACCAAGUCUUGCAUGAUUUUAUAGUUUCUGGUUUCUGUCUUACUCAGAAUUGCCAGGAUCUUGUGCUUGUACUUUAAAU